ACAGCCUACAGUUCUAUUUGAGUUGGAAAUACGAUUUAUUAGUGAAUAAAAGAAUUCGUAUAAAAGAAAUAAUAAUGGAUCACAAAGAAUUUCGUGUAAAAGCAAAGGAGAUGGUAGACUACAUAGCGGAUUAUUUGGAGAAUAUCAGAGACCGACGCGUGUACCCCAGUGUGCAGCCCGGGUACCUCCACAAGAGGCUGCCUAACGAAGCUCCGCAUUUACCAGAGAAAUGGGACGAUAUCUUCAAAGAUGUUGAAGAACAUAUUAUGCCCGGGAUUGUACAUUGGCAGAGUCCGCAUAUGCACGCGUAUUUUCCAGCUCUCACUUGCUAUCCUUCCAUAAUGGGGGAAAUGUUGUCUAGCGCGUUGAACGUCCUUUGUUUUACCUGGGCUUCAUCUCCUGCCGGGACUGAAUUGGAGACGAUUGCAAUGAACUGGUUGGGAAAAGUUCUCGGACUUCCAGACUGCUUCCUCAACGAGAAGAAUGAUAGUCCUGGAGGUGGAGUUAUUCAGACAACUGCAAGUGAAGCAACAUUGGUGAGUCUGCUAGCGGCACGUACCAGAGCAUUGAUGGAGUUGUCCAAACUGAAUCCUGAUCUUCAAUCUUCCGAGCUACUAGGUCAUCUUAUCUGUUAUUGCUCCGACCAAGCUCAUUCUUCGGUGGAAAAAGCGGGGCUGAUUGGUUUAGUUCGAAUGCGAUACAUCGAGUCUGACGCGAACCAAAGCAUGCGCGGUGACAAACUCGAAGAAGCGAUUCUCAACGACAAGUCCAAGGGACUUGUGCCUUUUUGGGUUUGUGCGACUUUGGGUACUACAGGGUCGGUGGCAUUCGACAGCCUGCGGGAGAUCGGGCAGGUCUGUGAGAAGCAUUCCGCGUGGCUUCAUGUCGACGCGGCUUAUGCGGGGAGCGCUUUUAUUUGUCCUGAAUAUAGGCAUUGGCUGGAUGGAGUGGAGCUAGCUGAUUCAUUUGCGUUCAAUCCUUCGAAGUGGCUGAUGGUAAAUUUCGACUGCACCGCCAUGUGGGUGAAGGACAGUACUGCUCUGCACAGGACUUUCAAUGUUAAUCCGAUCUACUUACGUCAUGAAAAUUCCGGAAAGGCAAUCGAUUACAUGCAUUGGCAAAUACCGUUGAGUCGUCGCUUUAGAGCUCUGAAGCUUUGGUUCGUGCUGCGGAACUACGGAGUUGUUGGAUUACAGAAACACAUUCGUGAGAGUGUACGAUUGGCGCAGAAGUUUGAAGCUCUUGUGUUAGCUGAUCAACGUUUCGAAAUACCGCAGAGCAGGAAUUUGGGGAUGGUUGCAUUUCGUCUAAAAGGAGAAAAUGCUCUGACAGAACGUCUACUGAAGCGUUUAAAUGCUCGCGGCUACAUUCACGCCGUACCCGCUUGUUUCAAGAGUGUUUACGUCAUUCGAUUCACAGUGACGUCACAACGGACGACUAAUCAGGAUAUCAUCGAUGAUUGGACUGAAAUCAAAGCAGUCGCGUCUGAAAUUUUGAUUGAAAUGUUUGGAUCUGAAUACGGCAAUGUUGUCGUACCGAAGAAGCCUAGGGUUUCUCUUAAAGAAACUCGUGAACUAAACGCUACAUUCGGAACGAGUCUGCUUCUUGCCAACAGUCCGAUGAGUCCUAAAAUUGUUAAUGGAACUCACGUGGCUAUCUGCGAUUACGAGCAAGUCCUCAACUCGUGUGCUCAGACCUUCGCUCAAUUGAAAAUGGAGCCUAAAGAUAGCCCCGAGAUGCGUAGACGUAUCCGAGGCAUCAAGAUGUGCGGGAAGAAAUUCUCGCUGGACUCCUGCAUGGAUAUGGUUCAGGGACUUAUGAUGGAACAAUCUCUUCCUCUAUGCUCGGAAGAGGAAAGGGAUGAGGCGUCCGCCGAUCAUUAAAAUUCAGGAUCAAGCCCCGGCGAAAAAUCAUCCAAGUCAACAUCGCCAGCGCCAUCUAUCAGUGCUAAGCCAGAUGUAG
This is a messenger RNA of Papilio polytes (common Mormon), 1962 nucleotides long. RefSeq names its product histidine decarboxylase (gene Hdc). NCBI's taxonomy places the organism in Eukaryota, Metazoa, Arthropoda, Insecta, Lepidoptera, Papilionidae. Gene Ontology annotation, molecular function: pyridoxal phosphate binding; histidine decarboxylase activity. The record is from RefSeq and is a predicted model, not a curated record. The coding region runs from base 75 to 1883 and encodes 602 amino acids. The transcript is spliced from 18 exons. Gene Ontology annotation, biological process: L-histidine catabolic process; histamine biosynthetic process.